AUGACAUUCGACAACUCUCAAGAACUCCUAUGGACUGGAAAUGAUUAUGGUCGAGUUACUUCCUUCUACGGUACCGAACUCCAACGAUAUACUUCCUUCAAGGCGCAUGCAUCAUCCGAUGGACCCGUUCGUCAAAUACUUGUUAAUGAUAAAGGGAUUGUUGCUUUGGGUGCCAAGGAUUUGCAUAUGGCCAUAAGAAGAGGGCUACCCAUAUGGCAUAUAAGACAUGAUGAUAUGAAAGAUUUACGAUGCAUGGCCUUCACGUCUAAGGGAACAGCGGAGAUCAUUGCUGCGGGUAUGCAAGAUACAAUGCUUGUCAUUGACCUCACAAGGGGCGAAGUCGUUAAACAAGUACCUACUGAGCACCAGUAUACAGUUAUGCGACGUGGACGUUACAUAUGUGCCGCUACUAAGAACGGCUCUGUUAACCUUUUAGAUCCCCUUACAUUCGCAGUCGUUAAAUCGUGGAAUGCACAUUCAGCCUUGAUAAAUGACAUGGAUGCUCAGCAUGACUUCAUUGUUACUUGUGGAUACUCGCUGAGGCAAGGGCAAAGCUAUAUGUUAGAUCCCUUCCUCAACGUGUUUGAUAUCAAGAACAUGUCCUCUAUGCCUCCCAUCCCUUUCCCAGCCGGCGCUGCCUAUGUGCGAAUGCAUCCCAGAAUGCUUACGACGAGUAUCGUUGUCUCGCAGAGUGGCCAGAUCCAUGUUGUGGACCUCAUGAACCCCAAUACAAGCAAUGUACGCCAAGCUAAUGUUCUCUCUUACAUGAGCAUGUUCGAAAUUGCACCUUCUGGCGAGGCAAUUGCCAUGACAGAUGCUGAUUGUGUUAUCCAUCUCUGGGGGUCCCCCACAAAGCUUCAUUUCGUGGACUUAGCUACUCCCAUUGAGUUCGCAACUCCUGAGGAGCCUCUGCCAAACCUUGACUGGUCGACCGAUACACCUUUUAACUCGAUUGGUAUGCCAUACUACCGGGAGACUCUAGCAUCUGCAUGGCCAUCCAUACCUUGCGAUGUUGGUGCCCCCCCCGUAAAGUUCGAUGCAAAGUUUCUCUCAGCGCUUAAGUCUGCCGAGUUUGGAUCAUAUGGUCAAAAUACUCGAGGACUGCGCAGAAACCAGGCGGAGAACACCCGGAAUGUUCACAAAUCAGGCAGUUCUGGACUAAAGGCUCCAAAAUUCCUCAGCGAAAAGGCACGCGAGCUUGCAAGUAGCAACGCUGCUAGCUCUGAGGACAAGGACGAUGAGCUAAUAGUUUCACUUGCGAACAUGGGAAUAGAGAGCAAGAAGUCCGAAGUACCAGUUAUGUAUCGCACCGUUGAGAUCAAAUACAGCAAGUUUGGAGUGGACGACUUCGAUUUUGGAUACUACAACAAGACUCGUUAUUCUGGGCUCGAGAAUCACAUCUCUAAUUCAUAUGCCAACUCUCUUCUACAGAUAAUGCAUUUCACUCCCGUCAUUCGAAACUUUGCUCUCCAGCACGCUGCGACCGCUUGCGUGGGCGAUAUUUGUCUGCUGUGCGAGCUUGGUUAUCUAUUCGAUAUGCUCCAGAAAGCCGAAGGGUCAAUCUGCCAAGCGACGAACUUGCUAAAGACCCUAAGCAGUCACCCUCAAGCUGGUCCGCUUGGCCUGCUGGAAGAGGAUCCUCAUGGGUCAUCUUUAAAUGUCAUGCUUCAGGGACUCACGCGCUUUCUCCUGGAUAAAAUUGUACAUGACUACAAGACUAUCAACCCGUCAUCUUCUGCUAUGGACCAGGUGCUUGCGACGUCUGCAACGACAUCUAUCAGAUGUAUUAAUUGCAGGAGCGAAUACACCCGCCCUGGAUCAACUUAUGUCAACGACUUACUCUAUCCGUCCGCUGUUGGGGUUAGAAAUGCCAAGUUGCCACGGACCACGUUUUCUCAAGUUCUCAAGAACAGCGUGGAACGGGAAACGACCUCCAAGGGGUGGUGCAGUCGAUGCCAACGAUACCAGACGAUAGCCACGCGAAAGAGUAUCCACAGCAUCCCAGCAGUACUCAUGCUCAACACUGCAAUAACAAGCCAAGAGCAACGUGUGCUUUGGUCAACACCAGGUUGGCUUCCCGAAGAGAUUGGGAUCAUUGUCGAGAAAGGACAGUUUUAUUGCUAUGAAGGGGAGGAUUUGAAGCUUCAUCUCCAACGAGCAGCGCACAACAUCACUGUCUAUUCUUUGACUGGUAUGGCAAUCAAUAUUGAGAGUGGACAAACGCAGAAAUCACAUCUUGUAUCGAUGGUUAAUGUGGGACAUGCAGAAUCUGAAGCGCCAGGGGAAAGCCGAUGGCACCUAUUCAAUGACUUCUUGGUAAAAUCAGUUACUACAGAGGAUGCUCUUACUUUCAAUACAUCUUGGAAGGUUCCCUCCGUCAUCGCGUACCAGGUGAAAGAUGAGAACAACAAGAUCGACACGGAAUGGAAGAAGAACAUUGACACUUCGAUACUGUAUCAGGACUUUGGUCCAAAUUCGGAUCCGACGACCAAGACAUAUCAAAUACUCAACCCCAAGUCCGAAGCCCCUGGCCCAGGCACUAUUAUCGCACUGGAUACCGAAUUCGUUGCUGUGCGACAACCAGAGAUUGAGGUGAAUUCGGACGGUGAAAGAGAAACCAUACGCCCAAUAGCAUAUGCGCUCGCUCGAGCUUCAGUCGUUCGUGGCCAAGGCGAAGACGAGGGCACACCAUUCAUCGAUGAUUACAUUGACAUCAAAGAACCCAUUGUCGAUUACUUAACAUCAUACUCUGGUAUUACCGAGCAAGAUUUGGAUCCUCGAGUUUCUAAACACAGUCUCUUGUCAUUGAAAAAGGCCUACAAGAAGAUGUGGAUUCUUCUUAACCUUGGAUGUAAAUUCUUAGGGCAUGGGUUGAAGCAGGAUUUCCGAGUCAUCAACAUACACAUUCCCAAGUCACAGGUGAUAGACACGAUUGACUUGUUCUACCUCCAGUCUCGACUGCGAAGGCUAUCACUGGCGUUCUUAGCAUGGUAUCUUCUCAAAGAAGACAUUCAAAUGGAGACACACGACUCGAUUGAAGAUUCCCGGACAGCGCUCAAGUUGUAUAAGAAGUAUCUCGAGUUUCAGGAUGCUGGGAUAUUGGAGACGAUGCUGCAAGAUAUUUAUCGAGCCGGACGAGAAGUUAAUUUCAAGCCGCCUCGAAAAGACGACCAACACAUACCAAGGACUGACACACCGCCUCCUUUGCCUGUGGAUGGGUCAACGGGACCAGUAACACCUGUUAGAAGCACCAACAUUCUGGCGCAGACGCCUGGAUCAACGUUCGGAGGUGGAUCUAGCUGGACACCAGGAAAGGGAUCACCAUUGCCAUAG
This is a messenger RNA of Fusarium sp. VM40, 3333 nucleotides long. NCBI's taxonomy places the organism in Eukaryota, Fungi, Ascomycota, Sordariomycetes, Hypocreales, Nectriaceae. The record is from the annotation of a GenBank genome assembly.